AUGAACACCACCCUGAUCUGUCAUCCAUGCUCUCGGGAACAGUGGAUCAGGAGCCAAAUACGAGAGAAGGAGUUUGUGUGUGUGGAGAGACAGGAGCCUUACUCUGCAGGGUACCGAGAAGGGUUUCUAUGGAAACGGGGCCGAGAUAACGGACAGUUCCUGAGUCGAAAAUGUAUUCUGUCAGAGCGGGAUGGUGCUCUGAAGUACUACAACAAGCAUGAUGCCAGAGAGCCCAAGGCUCUGAUGAAGAUUCACACUCUGAAUGCCUCCUUCCAGCCUGGGAAGAUCAGCCAGCCUCACGGCCUGCAGGUCACCUAUCUGAAGGACAACAGCACUAGGAACAUCUUUGUCUACCACAAGGAUGGCAAGGAAAUGGUGGACUGGUUCAACGCCAUCAGAGCAGCCAGAUUUCACUACCUCCAGGUCGCUUUCCCUGGGGCCCAUCACGCUGAUUUGGUGCCAAAGCUGACACGAGACUACAUCAAGGAAGGCUACAUGGAGAAGACGGGUCCCAAGGUGAACACAGAGGGCUUCAAGAAGAGAUGGUUCACUAUGGAUGACAGGAGACUCAUGUACUUCAAGGAUCCUCUGGAUGCCUAUGCGCGCGGUGAGGUGUUCAUUGGUAGUAAGGAGAACAGCUACAUUGUGCUCCCCGGCCUUCCCCCAUCCACCCAGGGCUACCACUGGCAGUUUGGCAUCACCAUAGUAACGCCCGACAGGAAGUUCCUGUUUACAUGCGAGACCGAGGAGGAGCAGCAGGAUUGGAUGGCUGCUUUUCAGAGUUUGGUGAAUCGACCUAUGCUGCCCCAGGAAUAUGCAGUGGAGGCCCACUUUAAGCACAAGCCCUGAGAGGAGGAGGAGAAGGAAAAAGAGGGAGGCUGGACUGGAGGCUGGACUGGAGGCUGGACUGGAGGCUGGACAUAUCCCCUGGAUGAAGACAGACAAAUAGGAUUCUUCUCCUCAUAAUAAGACAAAUAUAUAUACAAUUAAAGAUAAACCAUACAGAGCAGUAAAAGAGGGGGUAGAGAGGACUACAGAGGGUGGUGUUACUGUUCUGUUGCCAUACUCUUCCUUACCCCAAAUCCUGCCCAUAUAUACUGUAAAUGAACAAAAAUAUAAAGCGCGACAUUCAAAAAUUUCAACAAUUUUAUAGAGUUACAGAUCAUAUCAGUCAAUUGAAAUAAAUAAAUUAGGCCCCAAUCUAUGGAUUUCACGCCUGAGCAGGGGCGCAGCCAUGGGAGUCCUAGGAGGGCGUAGGCCCACCCACUUGGGAGCCCAGCCAAUCAGAAUUUGUUUU
This is a messenger RNA of Oncorhynchus masou masou (cherry salmon), 1297 nucleotides long. Its product is annotated as arf-GAP with dual PH domain-containing protein 1-like. Gene Ontology annotation, molecular function: phosphatidylinositol-3,4,5-trisphosphate binding; phosphatidylinositol bisphosphate binding; GTPase activator activity. Lineage: Eukaryota; Metazoa; Chordata; Actinopteri; Salmoniformes; Salmonidae. The coding region runs from base 1 to 849 and encodes 282 amino acids. Gene Ontology annotation, cellular component: cytoplasm; plasma membrane; intracellular membrane-bounded organelle. The record is from RefSeq and is a predicted model, not a curated record. The transcript is spliced from 9 exons. Gene Ontology annotation, biological process: positive regulation of GTPase activity.